UUGAUGAAGCCCUAGAUUUUCUUCGACGUCUAAAUCCCUAACCAGACCCUUCCCUAAAAUUCCUCUCAUUCAUUCUCUCAAAACACACUUCCACGCCCUAAUUAUCAAAUAUUAAAUUUAUCCAACCCCUUCUCUUUCCCUCUAAUUUCCGCCAUUGAACAGAACAAAAUAAAAAAACCCUAAUCUGAAUGCCCCACUUCUGUGUCCUCUUUCAUUCUCUCUGUUGAACCUAUUCCAAUGGCUAGAGGCCUCUUCCACUUGUGCACACGCAAGAGAACCCUCUCAAAGCUUCAAGCUCUUCUCUUCAACCACUCCCAAUUCCACACUUUUCAGAACCCGGUUUCCCCAAUUUCGACCCGUUUCUCAAACCCGCUCCUUCGGCCGAGAUUCUCCCAAAGUUCGAGACUUCCCGGCGAAAGAUUCCUCCCCGCAAGACCUUUUUCCGCCGCCGGAGAUGAGGGCGGCGGCGGCGGCGGCGAGACGCCGAUAGCUGAGUUCGACGCAGAUUGUGGUAAGAACAUUGAUUUUGAGCUUGAAAAUGAAGAUAGUAGUAGUAUUAAUGGUUUUUGUGAACAUGGGGUUGUUGCAAACGAUGGUAGUGAAGAAUGCAAUUUAGAAAUUGUUGAUUCUUUGCAAGAAUGUAGUAGUAUUAGUAGUGGUAGUGAUAAUGGCGAUGAGUUAGGGAAGAAGAGUGAGGAAUUUGACCACGUGGCAUCACGUGACCCUGUCGAGUUGUACGGCGAAAUGUGCAGUGGGAAACGGGGUGCAAGUCUGGAUAGGUCAGAGGUAGAGGUGCUGCGAGAAGUGUGCGUUUGGUUUGCCAAAUCAGGUUGGGCAUCCAAUCAGGCCCUUGCUAUUUAUAUUGGUUUGUCAUUUUUUCCCACAGCAGCACACAAGUUCCAGAGCUUUCUCAUGAAGAAAUGCCCUGUUGAUGUUGCCAAGUACUUGGAGUAUCUUGGGCCGAGCCAAGAGGCAGUGAGUUUUUUGUUUCCAAUAUUUGUGGAGUUUUGUUUGGAGAAAUUUCCUGAUGAGAUAAAGAGGUUCAGGGGUAUGGUUGAGUCGGCUGACCUCACCAAGCCACACACUUGGUUUCCAUUUGCAAGAGCGAUGAAACGGAAGAUUAUUUAUCAUUGUGGGCCGACGAAUAGCGGCAAGACGUAUAAUGCAUUGCAGCGGUUUAUGGAGGCGAAAAAAGGGAUUUAUUGUAGUCCACUUAGGUUGUUGGCUAUGGAAGUUUUUGACAAGGUUAAUGCAAAGGGGAUCUAUUGCAGCUUGUUGACCGGGCAGGAAAAUAAGCGUGUACCGUUUUCAAAUCAUGUUGCAUGUACUGUGGAAAUGGCAUCGACACAGGAAUUGUAUGAUGUGGCAGUUAUUGAUGAGAUUCAGAUGAUGGCAGAUCCUAAUAGGGGGUAUGCAUGGACAAGGGCUCUCCUUGGGUUGAAGGCUGAUGAGAUACAUUUGUGUGGUGAUCCUAGUGUUAUGGAUAUUGUCAAGAAGAUCUGUCAAGACACUGGAGAUGAGUUGUAUGAACAGAAUUAUGAGAGGUUCAAACCGUUGGUGGUUGAAGCUAAGACGCUGCUAGGAAAUCUUGAAAAUAUUCGGUCUGGGGAUUGUGUAGUUGCAUUCUCUAGAAGAGAGAUAUUUGAGGCUAAGUUGGCAAUUGAGAAGCAGACUAAACACCGUUGUUGUGUGAUAUAUGGUGCUCUUCCACCUGAAACUCGUAGACAGCAGGCUAGUUUGUUCAACGACCAAAGCAAUGAAUAUGAUGUUCUGGUGGCCAGUGAUGCAGUGGGAAUGGGCCUGAACCUUAACAUCAGAAGGGUGAUUUUUAAUAGCCUUACAAAGUACAAUGGUGACAAAAUGGUUCCUGUUCCGGCAUCGCAGGUUAAGCAAAUUGCAGGAAGAGCUGGCCGGAGAGGAUGCCUAUAUCCUGAUGGACUUGCCACAACCUUGCAUUUAGAUGAUUUGGACUACUUAGUUGAGUGUUUGAAACAACCUUUUGAUAAUGUGAAAAAGGUAGGCCUGUUUCCAUACUAUGAACAGAUUGAAUUGUUUGCUGGGCAACUUCCGGAUUUGACAUUCAGCCAGAUAUUAGAAAAAUUUGGUGAAAGUUGCCGUUUGGACGGGUCAUACUUCUUGUGUCAACAUGGUCACGUCAAGAAGAUUGCUAAUAUGUUAGAGAGGGUCCAGGGAUUAUCUCUAGAAGACCGUUUUCAUUUCUGUUUUGCUCCUGUCAAUGUUAGAGAACCAAAAGCUAUGCACCAUUUACUUAGAUAUGCAACAUCUCUUGGUCAGAAGCUCCCUGUAAAUGUAGCUAUGGGCAUGCCAAGAAGUUCUGCUCGAAAUGAUGCUGAACUCCUAGACCUUGAGACUAGGCAUCAAGUAUUAUCUAUGUAUUUGUGGUUGUCCAACCAAUUUGAUGAGGAGACAUUUCCUUAUGUGAAGAAAGUAGAGGCAAUGGCUUCAGAAGUUGCUCACUUACUGGGUGAAUCUCUUGUCAAAGCUAACUGGAAACCUGAAUCAAGGAAUAAAGAGAAACAGAAAACUGGAAAAAAUGAAAAGCAACUAGAAACAGGGAGUGCAGUUCAAUUACAAACUGUAAAACGGGGAAUGGACUAUUCAAGGCAACAAUCACUGAUAAAAUUGUACAAGAAGAAUCGUCAUGAAAAUUCUUUACAGCUUGAUAAGUCAAAGAAAGUAGCUAGCUAAAUUGUCAUGACCCUAAGGUAGUUCUAACAUUCUCUCUUCUGUUGGGGAUGGAUCUUCGAGGUUUAUUUUCUGCGGGAUAAUAUAGGAAUUUUCUGAAAUGAAUAUGAAAAGUUAGCCGUUUGAUCCAAAUAAGAAUUGUAAUUUUAUAAUGCAAAAUAGUUACUCACUUGUACUUAUUUUCGCAUUUUAAAAAUUUUAAACUCA
This is a messenger RNA of Vigna unguiculata (cowpea), 2913 nucleotides long. Its product is annotated as ATP-dependent RNA helicase. Gene Ontology annotation, cellular component: mitochondrial degradosome. The record is from RefSeq and is a predicted model, not a curated record. Gene Ontology annotation, biological process: mitochondrial RNA 3'-end processing. NCBI's taxonomy places the organism in Eukaryota, Viridiplantae, Streptophyta, Magnoliopsida, Fabales, Fabaceae. Gene Ontology annotation, molecular function: RNA helicase activity; hydrolase activity, acting on acid anhydrides; ATP binding.